AUGCCAAAAAGUGCCGAACAACAAAUUGAAGAACAAAGUCAAAUUCAAGAAAUUAUUCAAAAUAUUCUUAUUGACCAAGAACAAAUUAAUCAACUCAGAACAAAACAAAAGCAAGCUACUCUUGCUGAAUCGAGCAUAGAUAAAUUAAAGGAUGAUGAAAAAGUGUGGUCUUGCGGAAUUGGAGGAUUUUUCAUUCAAGUUGACGCAAAGGAAAUGAGAGAAAUGAUUAGAGAGGAGAAGAAAGUUUGCAAAUCGGAACAAAGUCAAAUUUCAAAUCAAAUUGAAGAAAGUCAAAAAUUAUUGACGAGUAUUGAUCCUACUGAUGUUUAUAAAUUGCAACAAUUAUACUUGAAAUAA
Naegleria gruberi is the source of this 357-nucleotide messenger RNA. RefSeq lists its product as uncharacterized. Gene Ontology annotation, cellular component: prefoldin complex. The record is from RefSeq and is a predicted model, not a curated record. The coding region runs from base 1 to 357 and encodes 118 amino acids. The transcript is spliced from 2 exons. NCBI's taxonomy places the organism in Eukaryota, Heterolobosea, Eutetramitea, Acrasida, Naegleriidae. Gene Ontology annotation, biological process: protein folding.